Molecule: messenger RNA, 1320 nt
Organism: Puntigrus tetrazona (Sumatra barb)
Lineage: Eukaryota; Metazoa; Chordata; Actinopteri; Cypriniformes; Cyprinidae
Gene: b9d2
Product: B9 domain containing 2
Exons: 4
Coding region: 152-679 (175 amino acids)
Biological process (GO): cilium assembly
Cellular component (GO): MKS complex
Source: RefSeq, a predicted model, not a curated record
UGCUAAGGAAGUGAUCCUUGACUACAGGAAGGCGCUGUAAACAAGGACCAGAUCUGCUGGAUUAGCGUUAUCGGCUCGUUUUUACCAGCAUUGCCGAUCAAUGAAUCGAUCGCGGUGAUUGUGGUAUGCGGGUGCAUUGUAAUUGACUCUUAUGGCAGAAUUGCACAUAAUUGGACAGAUCAUCGGGGCCACCGGAUUCCCACAGAACAGCCUCUUCUGCAAAUGGGGUGUACAUGCAGGUGGAGCAUGGAGACUUCUUUCUGGUCUGAAGGAAGGCCAGACUCAGGUGGACAUGCCUCAGAUAGGGGACAUGGCAUACUGGAGUCACCCCAUUGAUUUGCACUACACUACAAAAGGCCUACAAGGAUGGCCUAAGCUUCAUCUCCAGGUGUGGAGUCAGGACUCUUUUGGCCGAUGCCAGCUGUAUGGUUAUGGUUAUAUCCACGUGCCAUCAAGCCCAGGACAGCAUCGUCUGCAGUGCGUGACAUGGCGUCCGCUGGGAUCGUGGCAGGAUCAACUCUCUGAGAUGUUUGUCGGAGGAGGACCGCAGCUGCGCUCGCCAGAUCUCAUCUACAGCGGCGCAGACCGAUACAGACUCCACACAGUUGGCAUGGGCACAGUUGAACUAGAGCUGUGCGUUAUUCUGCGCCACUUUGACAGAUAUGGUGUGGAGAGCUGAGAACAGACUGCAGGUUGUCAUACAUUUCAGAUCUAUGAUAUAUGGAGAGGAAAAGAAGGUCAAAUAUUUUGUUAUAUUGGGCCGGAGGUAGUGUAAGGAGGUGUGUGAUAGGACUGAUAACGUGUAUUUGUGCUUUGGAUCUCAAACAAUACUUUUUGUAUUUGCUUUUGUACACUUUUUGUAUACUUUGUAUGUUUUAUAGAUUUCUAUUUUGUUCUGAUGCAAUUAAAUUUAGCAGUGUUCAAAAAUGAAACAUUUCGAACUCAUACGAGAAACUCUGACGCAGCUGAGUUCAGCUCAGCACAUGGUUUCAGUUUUUUCUCAACAUAGACACAGCUUUGUGUAACUUUUUUUUGUAGCAGGCUCUGUUUUAUGUAGAUAGCUCUUUGGCACAUUUUGCUCAUUUCCUGUUUCGACUUUCAAACAAAAAACAAAAAGGCAAGUAAGAUUAAAGCAAAUUUUUGCCAUCAGCAAAAGUAUAUUUAAAAUACAAAAAUACAACUCAAUUAUAUAUAUGUAUAUGUAUAUGUAUAUGUAUAUAUAAAACAAACAAAGUGUAUUGACUGUUCUAAAGGGGUGAAAUCUUUAAAAUUGUUUCAGAAAUGUUGUUUUGAAAGGGCGUUAAACAGCAUUUUAACGCA